UCAUACAACGAUCGACCGAAGUUAGCCACCGGCAACACGAUGACGACGACGACGACGACAACCAAAGCAACCAGAACAACCAAAACAACCGGAACAACAACGAUGACAGCGAGGCGCGGAAAGUUCUCGACAGCAUCCUCGGUGCUGCUGCUCUGCGCAGCCCUGCUAAUGACCAAGUCCUGCGGCAUUCUGGCCCUCAGUGGCGAUGGCAAUGCCCAGUUGCCAGGUCAGGCAGACGCCUGGAGCGAGACAACAACAGUCAGCGAAGGCAGCGGCUGGGAGGUAACAAUUGGGAGCACAGAUCAGCCAGAGGCACCAACAACAGAGCCCAUAGAGGAGCAGGAUACAACAACAAUUGGGGCGGAUAUACCAACGGAAGGAGGCGUAGAGACUACUGCGCCCACCACGCUCAAUCCCAACGAGCCCGAGCCGGAGACUACAGCUGCGCCCACUGAGGAACCGUCCACUGCGGGCCCCGGCGAGGAACAGUCAACCACUGCAGGCCCCGGCGAGGAGCAGUCUUCCUCAAGCCCCAGCGAGCAGCCGUCCACUUCUAGCCCCGGCGGGGAGCAGUCGACCACUGCAGGCCCCGGCGAGGAGCAGUCCUCUUCAGGCCCCAGCGAGGAGCCACCGACCACCACACCCAGCGAGGAGCUGCCCACCACAACGGAAGCAGAGCCAAUUAUAACCACGAUUGCACCAACGCCACCGGCACCGCCCGUAUUCGAGUGCCCGACCGUGGGUCUAUUCCCAGACAUCAGUGGCGACUGUCAGCGCUUCCACAACUGUCUGCUGAAUCUGCUGACGGGUGAGCUGAAGUCCUAUGAUAUGGUAUGCCCGCCACUGCUGGCCUUCUCGCCCAGCUACGGCCGCUGCGUGCGCGAUUUGGCGGAAUGCGACAGCGAUGCGUUCGUUUGCCCGAGGCCCGGACGCUUUGCCGGCAGCGAUGAGACCCACUACUAUAACUGUGUGCCGAGCCUGCGCGGAGGUUUCCACAAGUACAUCGUGCGCUGCUCCGUUGGUCAGCGCUUUGAGCCUUUGAUAGGCCGCUGCUGGCGUUACGAUUGGUCGCUAUUGUUGCCCGGACAGGCGCUGGAAGCUAGCGACUUGGCGGCCAUCAAGCGUGAACAAAAGGAAUUGAAGGCGGAGGAAAAGCUGCGCCUGAAGGCCCAGAAGAAUCAAGAGAAAUUGGCCCGCAAGCAGCAGAAACUGGAGGAGAAACUGGCCAAGAAGGCGGCCAAGGAACAGGCCAAGAAGGACGCCAAGGCCAACAAACCCCUGUCCGUCGAGAGCGCCGAGUCCCCAGAGCAGCCCAGCUUCGAGUUCUAAGUCCAAUCUAAUCCAAUCCAAUCCAAUCCAAUCCCCAAAUUCCUCACGCACUCACAAUCUAUGCUGGUGUAUAUAGCGUAGUCUCAUUUGGUUAUGGUACUUUAAUUCUAUCAUAUUUUUUUUUCUUUCCGUAUUGCAUGAAUAAAGACUAAAAUUCUUUAAUA
This is a messenger RNA of Drosophila montana, 1493 nucleotides long. It is a transcript of the gene Mur18B, whose product is annotated as Mucin related 18B. Gene Ontology annotation, cellular component: extracellular region. Gene Ontology annotation, molecular function: chitin binding. Bases 40 to 1329 code for a protein of 429 amino acids. Lineage: Eukaryota; Metazoa; Arthropoda; Insecta; Diptera; Drosophilidae. The transcript has 2 exons. The record is from RefSeq and is a predicted model, not a curated record.